CGGAUAACCAAUAACCAUUUGUAAAUUUGGCUGUAUGGUAUUUAUCAGAAAUGUAUAAAUUGGAAUGAUUCAAUCACCUGCUCGAAUUACAAGUGCCAAGGAAGUGCCGCGAAAUUUUCCCAGAAUAUUUGAAAAGAAUAACAUGUCCUGCGGGAAUUGUCAUGCUACCUACUUGGGUCCACCAUUACCGGCUGCCUGUCCUGGUGCGAGCUACCUCAUGUUUAUGUCCUUAGUGGACGUUGUUAUCAGAAACAUGUGCGACGUUGCAGAGACAUGCGAGAGAGUGACACCAAAGACGAAGCCAGAAGAUGAGUAUGAUUUUAUUGUAAUAGGAACCGGACCAGGAGGAUCUGCAACUGCAGGCAGGUUGGCUGAUCUAAAGAAAUGGAAGAUAUUAGUCCUGGAAGCUGGGCCUGAUGUACCACCACCAAUGAACAUUCCUGUAUUGACGUCACCAUACGAUACAGGAACUGGUGUAGAAUGGGGUAUCUCCUCUCCAUUCAACAAAACUAGUCCUCUGGAUUGGGGAUAUAAAACCGAACCAGAAUCAGUAGCAUAUCAAGGUUACCCAGAGAAGAGGUGUACCUGGACAAGAGGAAAAGGUCUUGGUGGCUGUACGUCUGCGACCGAGGGAUAUGUGAGAGGGAUUCCAAGAGACUUUGACGACUGGGCAGCAAUGGGAAACGAAGGUUGGAGUUAUAAGGAGAUGUUACCAUUUUUCAAGAGAUCUGAACGGAACGCCGAUAAACACUUAGUUGACGAGAAAUAUCAUGGAUUCGAAGGACCACUCACUAUAGGAAGGUAUAACUAUGCACCACCAAUGAAUGAUGAUCUCCUUCUGGCAGCCAAACAGGAAGGGUUUCCUAUGACUGACGACUUGAAUAAUGGAGAAGAUGGAAUUGUCGGCUUCACUACUAUGCAAUCAAAUGUCAAAAAUGGUCAUCGUCAGACCGUAGCGAACGCUUUCCUCAGCCCUUUGAGAAACAACCCAUACCUACACAUCAUGAUCAACUCAACGGCCUCCAAAAUAAUCUUCGACAGUAACAAAACAGCUACAGCCGUUCGGUUCGUUUAUAAAAAUAAAACCUUCACAGUGAAAGCCAAAAAAGAAAUUAUCCUGGCAGGUGGUACCAUCAAUACCCCUCAUAUCCUGUUAGUAUCUGGAGUUGGUCCAAUGGAAACUUUGAGGAACGUUGGAAUCGAUGUGGUCCAUGAUUUGCCAGGAGUUGGAAUUAAUCUAACAGAUCAUGUUUCUCUUGGGUUGGUUUACAACCUGAACAAAAUGAAGGACUUCAACGAGAUGAGCUUUCAGAAUGUCAAGUGGUACAAGGACAAGAGAGGUGGACCAUUGUCAGCUCCAGGUUUGAGACAGCUCCUUGCCAGACUCAAUUCCAAGUAUGCUGAACCAUCUGGCAAAAACCCCGAUCUCCUUUUGAUGUUUCUUGGCUUCAUUCCCAAAUGCAGCAGAACUGGUUCAUCUAAUGAAUUAGAAGAUCCCUCACAUCCCAACGAACCUGCUACUAUCCGUAUUGCGCCCGCAAUUUUGCAUCCCGAGAGCAGGGGAUAUAUUUCCAUAAAAUCGGCAGAUCUGUUUGAGAAACCAAUCAUGGUGGCAAAUUACUUGACUUCACCAAAUGAUCAGAAGGUCCUGCUGGAUGGAAUUCGAAUAUUGCAGAAAUACGCAAAUAAUUCAUACCUUAAAGAAAAGUAUGGCAUGGAACUGAAUAAAACAAAUUAUGGUGAUUGUGGAAUCAUACACGAAUAUGAUUCAGAUGAAUUUUGGAUAUGCGCUAUGAAAUAUAAAACUCUUGCUUGCAAACACCUCACCUCAAGUUGUCGAAUGGGACCAUCUUCUGACAAAUAUGCUGUAGUAGAUAGUAAGCUACGUGUGUAUGGAGUAAAGAGACUGAGGAUUGUCGAUGCGUCAGUUAUGCCUAGAACUAUUUCAGCCUAUACAUUUUCUACUACCCUAGCAAUUGGCGAGAAAGGAGCAGAUUUAAUAAAAAAAGAAUGGAUGAAUGAAACUUAGGAUUCUCAAUAUCAUAUAAUCAAGGUAUAAUUUCUUGCACCAAAUUAUGAACUUUUAUUUCCUGGAUGCUUCAUCAUAAUUCUACACAUACUGUUGUUCUUGUUCUUGAAUUCUAUAUAUCAUAUCAUUUGUUCACCAAUAAAAUAUCUAUAUGAAUAAAA
This is a messenger RNA of Phaedon cochleariae (mustard beetle), 2190 nucleotides long. The record is from the annotation of a GenBank genome assembly. NCBI's taxonomy places the organism in Eukaryota, Metazoa, Arthropoda, Insecta, Coleoptera, Chrysomelidae.